Theileria equi strain WA is the source of this 1368-nucleotide messenger RNA. RefSeq lists its product as hypothetical. The record is from RefSeq and is a predicted model, not a curated record. NCBI's taxonomy places the organism in Eukaryota, Apicomplexa, Aconoidasida, Piroplasmida, Theileriidae. The transcript has 7 exons. Bases 1 to 1368 code for a protein of 455 amino acids.
AUGACCAAUAAAUUUUGCAAAUAUUCUGCAACUGGAGAUGAAUUGUUUAAAAAGCAAACAAAAGUUUAUGAACUGAAAUAUUCCCCGUUUUUGUCUGACAACGGUUUAGAUUAUUACAAAUCUUCCAAUAUAUUAUCUAUAACUGGUGAAAUUGGAAGUGGGAAAACUCUAUUAUUAACGUAUAUAGUUGCUGAUAUUUUGGUUUCAAACGAUACAAACAAGAUAAUUUACUUGGAUACAGAAUUAACACUCGAUUUUACCUUACUAAAACAGUUUGUUUCAGAAAAGAUUCUAGAAGAGAAUGCAGACGUUGAUAACCUUCUUCUUUCGAGACUCGUAUAUCUCCCAAUACGAAACCCUAUCGAAUUUUCCUUUAUAUUAGAUGGAUUAGAAAUAUAUCUAAAACUGAACCACAAUCUGAUACAUUGUCUCGUUCUUGAUUCUAGCACAUUUUGGUCAUAUAAAUGGUUAUUUAAACAUAACUCAGGCGACGAAAACGAGCUAAAGUGUUUGAUAAAUGAUUGUUUGAACCGAACCAGGCUAUUGUGUACCAAGUAUUCUCUAUUUUUCAUAUACACUAGAACGACCAAGAAUGUUGAAAAACACAAACAUUUUACCGUUCAUUUAAAUGAGCCUACGCAAUUUUUAAAUGAUGAACCCAUGGAAUUGUCAUAUCACAAAUUUUCAGACACCGAUGAUAUAAAACUGUCUAUAGAUCAAUACAACUCUAUCUCAUCCUAUGGAACAUCUUCAAGUGAUAUAUCACUUUUAGAAAAUCCAUCGAAAUAUUACAAAAAUAAUGAUAUGGAUACGCCUGUAAAUGGAAAGGGUAAUUUAUACAGCCCUAUGGAUGACUUGGAUGGUAUUUAUACUCCUAAUACCAGACGUAUACUUUGCUCUUCGUCGGAGUUAUCCGGUAAAAUGUAUAGUAGGUGCAAAUCAAAUAGACCCGUGAAACUGCUGUGUUACAUACCGGAAUCUUGGAUUUAUAAAGAACAAAAGAUUAUGGACAAUGAGCUUAUUCUCAUGUUAUUGUCCAUAAGAGAUAACGAUAGACACUACAUAGCAUUUAUAUCAAAGGAUAACAGAUCAACAGAUAACAUAAAUAGGUGUAUGGACCAUGAACGACGUAAAAACGGUAAACCAGUGGAGAACAGACUCCACUCUAAAUACGCUGUCAAACGAAUAAAAUUUGAAAUGGAAACAAAUGAAGCUAAUCUUGAAAUAUCAACCAAUAGAGAUGAUAAAAAGACUAUAUCUGGUGGAUUUUCGCGAAAUCAAAAGCAGCAGACCCUUGAUUGUAAUAUAUCCAACGAAUUGUUAGAAAAAUACAAUUUUGCAAUUUACAGUUUUGAUAACAAUCCGUAA